Messenger RNA from Micropterus salmoides (largemouth bass), 1619 nucleotides. RefSeq lists its product as uncharacterized. Lineage: Eukaryota; Metazoa; Chordata; Actinopteri; Centrarchiformes; Centrarchidae. The coding region runs from base 1 to 1500 and encodes 499 amino acids. The transcript has 7 exons. The record is from RefSeq and is a predicted model, not a curated record.
AUGGCAGGCCUGGAAGAACUUGGUGUGGAGAACAAGGAGGAUGUGAGCCUUCUAAGUGAAGAAAAUCUUCUGCCCUUUCUCCGUGUGGUCCAGUCUAGAAAGCUUCUCCGUGCCUUUUCAUCUCAAGGUUCCUUCUCAGCCCUGUCUCCUCCUGGCUCUCCACAACUCUCCUCAACCCUGUCCCCCGUGGGAAGUCCACAACUCCUCACCCUGUCCCCCGUGGGAAGUCCACAACUCUCCUCACCUGAGACACCCCGAACGUCCAACCCAAUGCCCUCACCACGCACACCAUGGCCUGUACAUUUUAAGGUUAACUGGGAGAAGAUGACGCCAGAGAUUCAGUCAGCCAUUGCAAAUUCUACUAGACCGAAUCCUGCUGCCAGAAGAGCGAUGGUCAGAGAGCUUGUCGAUCAAAUGAGGGUGCACAAUGCAAAUCCAAAUAGAGGGAUCUGUUUGAAAGUUGUAAACGAUAUAAUACAGAAGUACCCCACAUGUUUUGGGGAUGUGGAUGAUGAUGAAAAUACAGCUGGGGCAUCGCUCGUCCAGCAAGUAAAAACCAGAAUCGAGCAUGUCAACCGAAACAACACAUUGGCACGGUUAAGGAAGAAUAAGCACAGCAAUCGGCAGGCGAGGACAAAUGGAAGAGGUCCCGUUGAUCAAUAUGGAUGUGUCCGAUGGGCACCUCAAGAACUCCCCUCAGGGGAGACUGAUGAAACCCUACAAGAGAUGAAGACUCAGAUGCAGCAGCUAUAUGCCCAGGAAGGAAUGUCAGGCAUGGAGAGAGGAGCGCUUCAGAGAUGGCUUCAGAGAACCUACAUUCUCCAGCGUUGUGAUCUCAAUGCUGACCCUCCACACAGCGUCUCAAAAAUUAAGGAUGACUGGCCCUUUCUCUUCUCCUUGAAGGGCCUGUUCUCGCAUUUCAGUGAACUGACCGGAAUUCCAAUCCAGGAGAAGCUGCCAGCUGCCAUAGACAACAGGAGUCAGAACAUCAUAGAGUACUUCCAACAGCAGAAGACACCAGGAGUGGGGAAGGUUCUGGAAGCCUACGAUGAAGAGAGUGGCAACAAAGCUAUCUGCACCAUUAUGUGCCUGCUUGCUCACUUCAAGGAGGGGGAUGGUAUCUUCCUUACGGCUGAUCCCUCUGCCACGGCUGCUGAUAUUGAGAGAGCUGUCAGUCUGCCAAGCACACCUCGAUUAGUUGUACCAGGAGAGAUACUGCGCGGUGCAGAUAUGUGGGUUAUGUCCAUGGAAGGAGCAUGUGUGAUGGGGCCCCACAGCAACCUCCUGCAUGGAUUGGCAGCAGUCUUCGCUGCCUACUAUGUCUUCAACUUGCAAUAUCCAGCAGAAGCCGCAAGCACACUUGAAUUCAUUCAGAGAGCCUUUUGCGGCAUAAAUCCCCAGACGGGCAGCAAGGCAGAGAAAAGGCGAGGGCUGAAUGCACCAGUUUGCACACUUUUGAGGAAACUGCUGGAUUUUGAAUUGGUGGGCAGGGGAAAUUAGAGGACAUUAGUGGGCAGGGGACAUUGGGGACAUUAGUAUGUUUGACAACUCAUGUUCAACCAGUUUGGUACACUAAUACUUUGUGCAUUGUGCACUCUGUUUUUUAAGAGAAAAUAAAA